Molecule: messenger RNA, 2471 nt
Organism: Hypoxylon fragiforme
Lineage: Eukaryota; Fungi; Ascomycota; Sordariomycetes; Xylariales; Hypoxylaceae
Exons: 3
Coding region: 1-2424 (807 amino acids)
Source: RefSeq, a predicted model, not a curated record
AUGGAAGUCACAUCCCAGGCAAUGGUACCACAAGGAGACAUAGUCAAGCAUAUGCGGCCGUCCCAAUCUAACAGCAACAACGCAUUAGACAACAGUCGAGUUGGCAAGGGUACCAUUCCUCAAGUCGUUAAAGGAAAAUGCCUUCUUGAGACGAAUUGUGGCGUUGAUUUAGCUGAUGAAGCACCACGCACCCCAGAGGACCCAGGCGAAGAAAGUAAUAUAUCUGCAACAAACGUUGAUAACCAUUCAAGUCCCACGGCCGCCAAACUAGUAGAUGAGGAUUCGGUGCCCUCCCAAACCCACAAAACUAGCAAACCUACCCCGAACACUCUGUCUAAUGAAGAGGAGGGGACUCUAAGCAACGAGCAAGAUCCCUAUCACGACCCGUUACCAAUUCCACACGUUUCACCGCCGAUAAACGUAUAUCGCCACGGUACCUCUGUAAUACCAAGCGAGCAUCACGACAGAUACCCCCAAGUUGUUAGGCUCUUCCGCGAAAACACUCUACAGGAUCGACGGUUAAUGGGUGGUGCAAAGCAUAUAAACUAUGGUCUCAAAUUGUGUGGCUCGUCAACAGAAACAGCACGUCCAUCUAUCUUGGUAUUCUGUCGCCCUCAAGAAUUCAAACCCCUCAGGAGGCUCCUGAGCCAAGAUCAUCUUACGGCGCAAUACCUAUUAAAGGAGAAUCGAAGGAAUUUCCUGGACGUAUUGAGGAACCAAGACAACGAAAAAAAGCAACACAGACCGCUAUUCAGAAUCUACUUCUGGCGUACUUCAAGGCCAAUGACUCUCCUAGGGGAACUAUCCUAUGGAGCUCACGUCUGUUUCGGGAAUCAAAGUGCAACAGCUUCAUCCAAUCCUCCUGACAUAUAUGACCGUUCACUAACGCUAUGUGCCACACGGAUAUAUACAUUUUCGGGCUUCAGUCAAGUUUCGACUUUAGGCUGUGUCCUCAAGAUGGGUCAAGAUUACUAUGGGUUGACUGCAGGACAUGGUAUACGAUCUCACACCAACCACCACCUACAUAAUCAGGAGCCAAGCUACAAGGCAAGAUGGGAGUCAAACGAAAUCAUUAACAGCCUUUCUAAAGAAGAGGCGUCUACUGCUUCGGCUUUUGACGAUGACAUAUUAUACGAAAGCCUAGCGGAUGAAGAAGAUUCUGAUGAUUAUGAUAACAUUAAUAGCGAAAUUGAAACUUGUGACCGCGAGUCCAUAGGGUUUUGCCAAUAUGAACUGCGGUAUGCCGACGCGAAAGACGACAGGAAAUCAGAACGAGCCAUGAAAAGGGGAGCUCCAAUAAAGCCCCCGGCUGACCCUUCCCGCCGUAUGAAUAUUGAUCUUGACUGGGGACUUAUCAAGUUAACCAAACCAGAACAACUACGGCCAAAUUUAUUUUUCAACCCCUCGAGCAAUCCGCCGGAGCUGACAGCAAUGUCACCAGUACCCGCGGCACUUCCCAAAACCGAGACUGAAAUUCUUAUAAUCCUGCCUUCUAGGAUCGUUAAACGUGGUAAAAUCCAACCGUCGAUGGCCUUCUUAGGAGGUAUCAACAGCUGCAAACCUUCCGAGGUAGGGUGUUUAGUACUAGACAACAAUCAACGGCUAUUUCGUGGUGACUCUGGAUCUGUGGUCAUCGAUGCCAAAACAUUUGCUAUCUACGGACAUGUAGUUGGCUCUAACCCGCUAGGGGAAAUAUAUAUCAGCUCCAUAACGGCUACCAUAGAGCAGAUUGGGUAUAUCGCCGGCACAAAUAUUUCGCUUCCUCAAGACCCAAAUUUAUUAAUGGCUAAUUUAGCCAUUAAUUCGUUCAACACGAACGACUACAACAAAGCGGACCUGCAGUUAGAGUACCUAUAUCGGUUGAUAUUGUCAGCUGGCUCGUCCAGUUCGUCAUCGAGGUCUUUACCGCAGAUCUCUGCCGAUACCUUGGGCCGUAUUGACCUCGCAAUAAACAACCCAGUUUUUGAUGAAGAACAGAAGGCGAGGUCCAUGGAACUACUGAGGCACAUCAUCUAUAACCAACAAGUAUCGCAGACAAGAGAGCACGAUGAUACGAAGCCUAUAGCCUGCAUCAUUAACGGCGUGGAGGUCUCGAGACAGCGCUGCCGAGAGAAAUUCAGAAGCAGCGCGGGGUCUACUAGGCCGAGGUCAUCAAUUGCCCGGGCCAAAUUCCGCCACAAUACCAUCACUAGUAACACAGAAUCAAUUACGGGGAGCCCAUUAGUCGGAAGUGCCGUGGUGGACCAGGACGAGGACGAAGACGACUUGAACAUCAUCAUCUCCCGCCUCGGGGGCACCAAUCCAAGAUCUCGGGUUGGAUCUCGCUCUUCAUCGGGGACCUCAACGCCGCUUACUCGUAUUGCCACAGAUCUACGGGAUCAACUCAUUGAUAUGCCAGCAUUUCGCACGAGAAGGGUGUCAUGAUGCUGUCAAGGGUCUACCAAGGAGUACAUUGGGGGGUCUCAUAGAAC